AUGUUCUACGCGUGUCUCUCGAUUCUUCUCCUCUUCGUCAUUAUGUGUUUUUGUGUUUCCCUUGCAAUCAUCGAUCUUGAUGUGUACAAUUUUGGACUUUACAUUGUCCUCCUUUGCAUUGUUGGCACAAUGCUCGCCUGUGCGCUUUGUAUAGCAAAUCCGGGCGCUUGUCCGAAUCCCGUUUGGUACACAACAUUUUGUUUGAUGUUAAAUGAAUAUGUUCAAGAAAUGUAUCCAUUACCCGAUGGAGCGUCGAGUCCAAAAAUGAACGGUCUUCGAUCACGAAUGAUGGCAAUGCAGGGGGCAUCGAUGGCGAGUCAGAGUCAAAAUCAAACUCAUCCGUCACAAAGCGGCGAGCAAAGUACACGAUUGCCGUUGAGACAAGAGUCACGAGCAACUGUAGCCAUGCUUGCACCAGCUGUUCACAUCAUGCAUCAGGUAUGGCGAGGAAUGGCUUGGGUAACGGACGCGGUUGAAGAAGACGACGAUGAUCCUACGCAAAGCUACGAUCGAGUAGAACAAGGAACUGCAUCAAAUACAUCAGAGGCUUUCAAGAGACUCUCAACGAUUGCCGAGUCGAGUUGCAGCAUUGUCAGGGAAAUGGAAGAAAUGAGCAGCUCAUACAACUCGAAAAACGAUAUCACUUUA
This is a messenger RNA of Mesorhabditis belari, 648 nucleotides long. NCBI's taxonomy places the organism in Eukaryota, Metazoa, Nematoda, Chromadorea, Rhabditida, Rhabditidae. The record is from the annotation of a GenBank genome assembly.